CUCAGUACCUUGGUUGUCCUUUCGUGUAGUGGCAUCGUUCCAGAUGGUGGUCAAUUCAAAAAUCCAGAAGGCCGGAGGAGCUGAGCCUGAUGCUUUUGAGGCAUCUAUUGCUCAAGCACUCUUAGACUUGGAGAUGAAUAGUGAUUUGAAGGCUCAAUUAAGAGAACUUCAUAUCACUAAAGCAAAGGAACUAGAUUUGGCUGGAAAGAAAUCUAUCAUUAUCUAUGUUCCAAUGCCUCAAUUGAAGAAUUUCCAAAAAAUCCAGAUUAGGCUUGUCAGAGAACUGGAGAAAAAGUUUUCUGGAAAACACGUUGUGUUCGUUGGAGAUAGGAAAAUCCUUCCAAAACCUACUAGGAAAUCGAGAACUCAGAGUAAACAAAAAAGGCCAAGGAGUCGAACUCUUACAUCUGUUUAUGAUGAGAUUCUGGAAGAUAUGGUGUUUCCAGCUGAAAUUGUUGGUAAAAGAAUCCGUGUAAGGACUGAUGGCAAACAGAUCAUCAAGGUUCAUCUUGACAGAUUACAACAGGUCAAUAUUGAAAACAAGAUUGACACAUUCACAUCAAUUUAUAAGAAACUGACAGGCAGAGAAGUUACUUUUGAGUUCCCACAACCCUAUCUCUAAGGACAUUUCAUUUUAUAUAUUUCAUUAUAUAUAAAUUAAUGUAAAAUAUUAAUAAAAAAAUUAUUAAAACCC
Molecule: messenger RNA, 694 nt
Organism: Nezara viridula (southern green stink bug)
Lineage: Eukaryota; Metazoa; Arthropoda; Insecta; Hemiptera; Pentatomidae
Source: the annotation of a GenBank genome assembly